UCCUCAAGACGAAUAUUCAUCAUGAAGGUUGUGCUGGUUCUCGCCCUGGCGGCCUGUGCUGCUGCCAUGCCCAGUCGUCACCCUGGCCUCGUCUACUCCUACGGCCAUCCACUCGUCAACUCCUACUACCCCGUCGUCAAUUCUGCAAAGGCACAUACCCCCGCCAGCACCGUCUCCCUCGUCUACAAUUACGGUCACAAUCUCCCCCAAACCUACAACUACCCCCAUACUUUCCCCAAUACCUUCCCCUACACCUUCCCUUACACUUACCCCUUCGUGGUCAAGGAACCUAUGACUGAGGAGGAAGCUGCAGGCAUGGAAGUGCUUAUGGCUGAGGAGGAACUUAUGGAUGUGGAAGAAGUUGCAUCCGAGGAGGAGCCUAUGGCUGAGGAAGAACCUAUGACUGAGGAAAAAACUGUAGCAGAGAAGGAACCUAUGUCUGAGAAGAAAGUAGCUGGCAUGGAGGAACUUAUAGCUGAGGAGAAAGUAGCAGGCAUGGAGGAACUUAUGGCUGAGGAGAAAGUAGCUGGCAUGGAGGAACUUAUGGCUGAGGAGAAAGUAGCAGGCAUGGAGGAACUUAUGGCUGAGGAGAAAGUAGCUGGCAUGGAGGAACUUAUGGCUGAGGAGAAAGUAGCUGGCAUGGAGGAACUUAUGGCUGAGGAGAAAGUAGCUGGCAUGGAGGAACUUAUGGCUGAGGAGAAAGUAGCAGGCAUGGAGGAACUUAUGGCUGAGGAGAAAGUAGCUGGCAUGGAGGAACUUAUGGCUGAGGAGAAAGUAGCUGGCAUGGAGGACAUAUGCUGA
This is a messenger RNA of Penaeus chinensis, 801 nucleotides long. Its product is annotated as ovarian abundant message protein-like. The record is from RefSeq and is a predicted model, not a curated record. Lineage: Eukaryota; Metazoa; Arthropoda; Malacostraca; Decapoda; Penaeidae. Bases 22 to 801 code for a protein of 259 amino acids. The transcript is spliced from 3 exons.